CACUAUUGAGUAUUGACUGUCUGGAUGCGAUGACUCACGACACGUGCGGUAUAUGAUGCAGUUACAGUACAUGUAAACUGUAAUUGUGUGUAUCUAUUCUCUAUAUAUAUAUAUAUAUACACACCACACAGGCCUUCCAAUUUCAUCGUCUUAACAAACCAGCUGGAGAACAGCAAUUCAACUCAUCUGUGAAGAAAAAGUAUACUUAAUUUUCCAUAUUAGUUUCCUCGCGAAAGUGAAUGAAGGGUGGUGGUGAUCAGCAAUUGAAUUUUCCGGCGGGUUUCAGAUUCCAUCCGACGGACGAGGAGCUCGUCGUUCAUUACCUCUGCCGGAAGUGCGCCGGUCAGCUGAUUUCAAUCCCCAUUAUUGCCGAUAUCGAUCUCUACAAAUUCGACCCCUGGCAGCUUCCCGAUAUGGCACUCUACGGUGAGAAAGAGUGGUAUUUCUUUUCUCCAAGAGAUCGGAAAUACCCCAACGGUUCGCGGCCGAACCGCUCGGCCGGAACCGGAUACUGGAAGGCCACCGGAGCCGAUAAGCCGGUCGGAAAACCGAAGACUCUCGGAAUUAAAAAAGCCCUAGUUUUUUACGCCGGAAAAGCACCAAGAGGAGUCAAAACCAAUUGGAUUAUGCACGAAUACCGCCUUGCUAAUGUGGACCGUUCCGCAUCCGCCAAGACUAAUAACUCUAGGCUCGAUGAUUGGGUUUUGUGUCGGUUAUACAACAAGAAAGGAACGCUUGAGAAGCAUUACAAUGUGGAUCACAAGGAAGUGCAGUACUUCUCGGAUGUCGAAGAACAAAAGCCGAAUGUGGAUGCAUUUCACUAUACUACCAGUACCAGCGCGGGGGUAAAAUCGUCACCGCAAAUAUUUCAUUUCGACACAUCUGAAUCGAUACCUAAGUUGCAUAACAAUACAGACUCUAGUAGCUCGGAGCAUGUUUUGUCGCCGGAGGUACAAAGCGAGUCGAAAUGGAACGAUUUCGAUAGUUGUCUCGAUUAUCAGCUCAAUUACACUAUGGAUGCCGCCUUUCAAGAUGUUGACCUUUUUACCUCACAAAUGCAGCAGUAUAGUGAUGAACAGAUCUCAAUGUAUCAGGACAUAUUUGCUUACAUGCACAAACCCUUCUAAUUUUGGGAUCAAAUUAAUUUAGUACUAUGAACAUAUAGAAAAAUCAGCUAGUCAAAUUUGGCUGGCUUGGAUUUUUGUGUUCAUGGAUAUAAAUUUAGUAUGUGCUACAUUAAUUUAUGUUGUAUGGAUAGAAACUUAGAAUGUAAGUUAAUGCAUGGGAAUAGAGAACAAGAGUACUCUAUUCGACUAUUUCAGUUCAUUACAAAUCGGGUGGUUUUACAUCAUAGAUCUAUACAAACAUGCGCGUACCAAUGGGUAUACUUGGGGUGGCCCUCGCCCCAGAUUUUU
Messenger RNA from Erythranthe guttata (spotted monkey flower), 1415 nucleotides. The record is from RefSeq and is a predicted model, not a curated record. NCBI's taxonomy places the organism in Eukaryota, Viridiplantae, Streptophyta, Magnoliopsida, Lamiales, Phrymaceae.